Molecule: messenger RNA, 2186 nt
Organism: Nelumbo nucifera (sacred lotus)
Lineage: Eukaryota; Viridiplantae; Streptophyta; Magnoliopsida; Proteales; Nelumbonaceae
Source: RefSeq, a predicted model, not a curated record
UUCCUUACAGUUUGCAAUGAAAGUCAACGUGCCUCUCGUGCUCCAGAUUUGCUUCCAACAUUUUCAUCAAAUAAUGCUUUUUCCUCAUUCAUUUGGUCGAUCAAUUCGAUCAUUCCCUCGUCUAACUUGACAAAGCCCGUUCUUUGAUGGUCUGAGUUGGCUGGGAUUUGCAAAGAGAAAGGGGUGGCUCCAUCAUCCAUGGAAGAAGGUUUAGUUCAUCUGGGUUCGUCGGAGAGAGGAGAAACCACUCCUUUUCUAAACAAAGAGGAGCAACUGAACAUAGAACAAACGGAAGAUCGGUCAGUGGAUAUUCAGGGAAAGAUUGGAGGUUCAAGAGCUUCCACCAUAAUUUUGGGAGUAGAAUGCUUGGAGGCCUUGGGUUAUUUUGGCAUUGCUACAAAUCUGGUCGUUUACCUCAGCAAGAUCUUACAUCAAAGAAAUGCAUCAAUUGCAACAUGCAUCAGCACAUGGACUGGAACUGGCUACCUUGCACCCUUCUUGGGAGCUCUUAUAGCUGAUUCCCACUGGGGCAGAUACAAAACCAUUUUGGUCUUCGCAUUGGUCUAUUUUCUUGGGAUGCUAACUGUCACUUUCUCAGCUGCCUGCCUUUUCAUUGUUGAAGCCUGUCCUCUGUGAAAGAAAUCACUGCCCUCGUGUAAUUGAAGCUCAAAAGCUAGUGCUCCUCUUCGGUUUAUAUCUCAUUGCCUUUGGAAGGGGAGGUGUUGGCUCGUCUCUGCUGCCCUUAGGUGCAGACCAAUUUGAGAAUAGAAAUUCAGCUGAAAUAGAAAAGAAAAAGUCCUUCAAUUGGUUUUAUUUCUCUGUCAACAUUGGUGCUCUUAUUUCAAGCACAAGUUUAGUUUGGGUUGAAGAGAAUGUUGAUUGGGCACUUGGAUUUGGAAUUUCUACAUUCUUCAUGGCCCUAGCAAUAGGAACCUUUCUAUAUGGGACACCAAUUUAUAGGAUACAAAGACCAGGUGGGAGUCCCCUAAAAAGAAUUCUCCAAGUUCUGGUUGCAGCUCUGAGAAAAGCAAACAUAGAAGUCCCCAUUGAUAACAGUCUCCUACAUGAGGUCCCAUUUAAGAACUCGAUUGCCAAGGAAAGCUGGAAAUUAGUUUAUACUAAUGACUUCAGGUACCUUAUCCUUCUUUUCCCUCUUACAUCAAUUCUAAUGGUCGAGAACUACUUACAAUGAGACACAAAUUGCUCAUGAGCAUGUAUUUUUAAGUCCAUGGAUUUCUUACAUAAAAAGAAGGUAAUAAAAUGUCUUUCCAGAUUUUUGGACAAAGCUGCUACAAUGUCAGAAUCAGAUGCAAAUAGUACUGAUUCUCCAAGUCCUUGGAGACUCUGCAGUGUGUCUCAGGUGGAGGAGCUAAAGAUUCUUCUCCGUUUACUCCCAAUUUGGGCGGGUGGCGUUGUAUAUUCAGUUUCUUAUGCCCAAAUGAGCACCACAUUCAUUGAACAAGGCAGCACAAUGGAAACAAAGAUUGGAGGCUUCUCAUUCCCACCUGCCUCUCUCUUUGCCUUUGAAGUCCUUAUUGUCAUCUUAUGGGUUUUUAUCUAUGACACACUUCUUGUUAACAUUGGGAAGAAAUUUAUAUCAAAUGGACAAGGACUUUCAGAGCUACAAAGAAUGGGAGUUGGUCAUCUACUGAUGAUCUUAGCCAUGUCAACAGCUGCAUUGGUGGAAGAAAAAAGGUUGGAAUAUCUAAGGUAUGGCAAAACCAUGAGCAUAGCAUGGCAGCUUCCACAAUAUUUUAUUUUUGGUGUUUCAGAGGUCUUCAUUUAUGUUGGACAGCUCGAGUUCUUUAAUGGUCAGGCACCUAACACCAUGAAAAGUACAUGUAAUGCAUUUUCCUUGCUUACAAUAUCUGGAGGCAAUUACUUGAGUUCUCUUGCUAUUACAUUAGUCACUUCGGUUACUACACAAGGAGGAAGGGCAGGCUGGAUACCUGCUAACUUGAAUGAAGGGCACCUUGAUUAUUUCUUUUGGGUUUUGGCAGGAUUAAACACUCUCAAUUUUGUCAGUCACCUUAUCUGGGCAAGAAGAUACAAGCCUAAAAACAUAGUUUUUGAAGGUUAAAUUUUAAACGAAAGUUUUUUGUAUAAUGAAUUCUCCACUGGUUUAAACCACUUGCUUGGUCCACCUUUUGUUGGUUUAAUGUGAUUAAAGGUGUAAUCAUUCAAUA